Molecule: messenger RNA, 318 nt
Organism: Aspergillus japonicus CBS 114.51
Lineage: Eukaryota; Fungi; Ascomycota; Eurotiomycetes; Eurotiales; Aspergillaceae
Exons: 2
Coding region: 1-318 (105 amino acids)
Source: RefSeq, a predicted model, not a curated record
AUGAUGAACCUCUCCCCCCCACACCCCCGCCCCUUCUUCAAAAGCACCCCGCACAUCAACCCGGCCUCCCUCAAGAAACCCAGCCGCUGGUAUCUGCCCCUGAUGGCUGCCAUCGCUCUCGGCUUCGGCGCCUACAACCACUACACCGCCACCGCCACCUCUCCCACCUCCACCUCCACCAAGUCCCUCCAGAAUCAACUCUACCAACAACAAGAAGAAGAGCGUCUCCGCAAGAACCGCGCCCUGAUGGACGCCUACGGCGACAAGGAGACGCUCCAGGACAUCGAGCGCGCGCUGGUCGUGUAUGAUCUCCAGUAA